Penicillium subrubescens is the source of this 771-nucleotide messenger RNA. RefSeq lists its product as uncharacterized. The transcript has 3 exons. The coding region runs from base 1 to 771 and encodes 256 amino acids. Lineage: Eukaryota; Fungi; Ascomycota; Eurotiomycetes; Eurotiales; Aspergillaceae. The record is from RefSeq and is a predicted model, not a curated record.
AUGCGUUUCACCUCGCUCAUCACUCUCCUCCCUGCCCUGGCUCUGGCACAGGAGCAGGUGCCCCUCGCAGACCGCGUGCAGGGCUGGUUCAACAAGGCCAAGAACCUUGUCCCCACGGCUGUCCCAGCCGAUCCCAUCCAGAAGAUGGCCGAGAAGGUCUCCGAGAAGCGCGUCACCGAUGUGACCAUGCGGAACUGGCAGUCCCUCCUGGCCCCUGCCGAGGACGCUCAGGAUUGGUACAUCUACAUUACCGGUGGCAACAAGACCUGCUUCGGCCGCUGUGAUAUCGCCGAUAAGGCCUUCAAGGAAUCUGUUCUCCUCUUCUCCGCCGACCCCACCGCUCCCAACCUUGGCCAGGUGAACUGUGAGGAAGAGCGCGUUCUCUGCGCGACUUGGUCCGCCGGUGCUCCCUCCGUCUUCUACUUCCAGGUGCCACAGGCUCAGCCCGAGGGUCAACCGCGUCUGCCUACCCCUCUCCACGUCGUCUACAUGAACACCACCACCGUCACCCCUCAGGAGCUUUACCAGGUUCACUCUAAGAAGAAUUUCGAGAAGGUCCCCGCCUAUGAGGGCGCCUUCCACCCCACCGACGGCUUGCUCGCCCAGUACCAGCUGAACGUUGCCUUCGGCUACGCCAUCUGGGCCAUCGGCGCCAUCCCCAGCUGGACAAUGAUGAUUGCCAUUAGUUUCUUCAGCCGUACCGUCAUGGGCCGCCGCAUGAACAACGUUGGCCAGCCUCGUCGUCCUGCUCCUGCUGGAAGUGCGAACUAG